GCUAUACACUGCGCGGAGGUGAUGAUAGCACCAGCGGCUAUGCCAUGCAAGGGACAUGGGGGGAUCGAGGGCGUGGCAAUCGCGGUCGCUCUUACUACAGCCAAGGUGGUCGCGGGACUUGGAACCAGCGGGGGCGUGGUGGCGCUGGUGCAAGAGGAAGAGGUGACAUUUACGACCCAGCUGUCCCUGACUCCCCUGCUCACUCUGCCUCAUCGCACCAGCACCAGCAGCAGCACCAGCAGCAGCAGCAGCAGCAGCAGCAGCAGCAGCAGCAGCAGAAGGAGCAGCAGCAGCAGCAGCAGCAGCAACAGCAGCAGCAGCAGGUGCAGCAGCAGCAGCAGCAGCAGCAUUAGCAGCAGCAGCAGCAGGAGGUGCAGCAGCGGAUGGAGCAGCAGCAGCAGCAGCAGCAGCAGCAACCGCAGGCAGUGCAGCAACAGCAGCCACAGCAGGAGGUGCAGCAGCAGCACCAGCAGCAGCCACAGCAGUAGCAGCAGCAGCAGCAGCAGCCACUGCAGCAACCUCAUCGGCAUCGCCGCACCACCUCUCCCACAUUCCAACGAGCCAAGAAUUGUUGGAAUCGGAGCACAUAUGAAGACGUUACGAAGAAAUGCUUGAUGGAUUUGUUACAACUCAUUGGAAGUCCUUGGCAGCUGCUACACCAAAGUUGG
This is a messenger RNA of Closterium sp. NIES-67, 668 nucleotides long. The record is from the annotation of a GenBank genome assembly. Lineage: Eukaryota; Viridiplantae; Streptophyta; Zygnematophyceae; Desmidiales; Closteriaceae.